Molecule: messenger RNA, 1381 nt
Organism: Tetrahymena thermophila SB210
Lineage: Eukaryota; Ciliophora; Oligohymenophorea; Hymenostomatida; Tetrahymenidae
Product: cyclic nucleotide-binding domain protein
Exons: 15
Biological process (GO): activation of GTPase activity; nucleocytoplasmic transport
Cellular component (GO): cytosol; nucleus; perinuclear region of cytoplasm
Molecular function (GO): GTPase activator activity; small GTPase binding
Source: RefSeq, a predicted model, not a curated record
GAACUAAUAAAUUGGUGCAAAAGGUGCAUCAGGCUUAGGUUCUGCUUUAUCAAAGUGCAUUAAUCUUUCAAAUUUGACACUUGAUCUUUAUAACAAUUAAAUUGGUGAAGAAGGUGCAUCAGGCUUAGGUUCUGCUUUAGCAAAGUGCAUUAAUCUUUCAAAUUUGACACUUUCUCUUUAUGGAAAUUAAAUUGGUGCAACAGGUGCAUCAGGCUUAGGUUCUGCUUUAGCAAAGUGCAUUAAUCUUUCAAAUUUGACACUUUCGCUUGGUGGAAAUUAAAUUGGUGCAACAGGUGCAUCAGGCUUAGGUUCUGCUUUAACAAAGUGCAUUAAUCUCUCAAAUUUGAAACUUAAUCUUUAUAACAAUUAAAUUGGUGCAACAGGUGCAUCAGGCUUAGGUUCUUCUUUAGCAAAGUGCAUUAAUCUCUCAAAUUUGACACUUGAUCUUUAUGGAAAUUAAAUUGGUGCAACAGGUGCAUCAGGCUUAGGUUCUGCUUUAGCAAAGUGCAUUAAUCUCUCAAAUUUGACACUUUAUCUUAAAUACGAAUAAAUUGGUGUAAAAGGUAUAUCAGGCUUUGGUUCUGCUUUAGCAAAUUGCAUUAAUCUCUCAAAUUUGACACUUGAUCUUAGUAGCAAUUAAAUUGGUGUAACAGGUGCAUCAGGCUUAGGUUCUGCUAUAGCAAAGUGCAUUAAUCUCUCAAAUUUGGCACUUGAUCUUAGUAACAAUUUAAUUGGUGCAACAGGUGCAUCAGGCUUAGGUUAUGCUUUAGCAAAGUGCAUUAAUCUCUCAAAUUUAACACUUAAUCUAUAUGAAAAUUAAAUUGGUGUUGAAGGUACAUCAGGCUUAGGUUCUGCUUUAGCAAAGUGCAUUAAUCUCUCAAAUUUGACACUUUCGCUUGGUUACAAUAAAAUUGCUGAUGAUGGUGCAUCAGGCUUAGGUUCUGCUUUAGCAAAGUGCAUUAGUCUCUCAAAUUUGACACUUGAUCUUGUUAACAAUUAAAUUGGUGCAACAGGUGCAUCAGGCUUAGGUUAUGCUUUAGCAAAGUGCAUUAAUCUCUCAAAUUUGGCACUUGUGCUUUGUAACAAUUAAAUUGGUGAAACAGGUGCAUCAGGCUUAGGUUCUGCUUUAGCAAAGUGCAUUAAUCUCUCAAAUUUGGCACUUAAUCUAUAUGGAAAUUAAAUUGGUGCAACAGGUGCAUCAGGCUUAGGUUUUGCUUUAGCAAAGUGCAUUAAUCUCUCAAAUUUGACACUUUUGCUUGGUAACAAUUAAAUUGGUGCAACAGGUGCAUCAGGCUUAGGUUCUGCUAUAGCAAAGUGCAUUAAUCUUUCAAAUUUGACACUUGAACUUAAGUAAAAACAGUUUAUUUAUUUUGGAUUGUGA